Xiphophorus maculatus (southern platyfish) is the source of this 1531-nucleotide messenger RNA. It is a transcript of the gene tmem179ba, whose product is annotated as transmembrane protein 179B. The record is from RefSeq and is a predicted model, not a curated record. Bases 276 to 968 code for a protein of 230 amino acids. The transcript has 6 exons. Lineage: Eukaryota; Metazoa; Chordata; Actinopteri; Cyprinodontiformes; Poeciliidae.
UUUAUGUGGGGCUGUGCAGACUGAAAGGAAGAAACUUGACCUCAUAUGAAAGAGAGGAGCCUGAAGGCUGGAGGACUGUGGCGGUGGAGGCUCCACAGUUAAAGCCAGCGAGCGAAACCGGAUAUUUAUCACUUUUACCUUCAAAAUAAAAGGUCGGCACGCCCUGACAAACAGGAAUCAAGCUUUUAUUUUUGAAACUCCUUCCCGGAAGUGGUCCCCUGCUCAUCGUGGCUGCCUUGACAUUGGUCCCUGUCCAGAAGCGGGCCGCUGGGUGGAUGAUGGCGGUGUCGGUGCUGCUGGUGCUGGAGCUGUGCCUGUACACCUGCUGCUUCGUGUGUGGGAUCGUCGCCGCCGCCUCCCUCACCAUCGUCCAGGGUAACUUCGGCGGUCUGUGCAUGCUGUAUGGACGAGUCAGCUACAAUGCGACAGGAAACGUCGUCGGAGUCCAGGCUUCCACCUCUGCCUCUCUGUGCUACUUUGUGUCGGCCAUUUCCAUAAUGGUGGCAGUGGUGUGUUUCUCCCUGUCUGUGUACUGGGUGUACGCUUUCUGCAUGGAGGGAGAAAUGAGAAGGGAGCGCCUGUGGCUGAACGUGAUGGUGUUUGUGAGCGGCAUCUUUCUGUUCUUCCUGCUCAUCACCGGCUGCAUGCUGAAGAUCGGCCGCGACUCGCUCUGCGACUCCAUCCGCCAAACCGUUACCGGGGUCAAAAGUUGUGACGAAGUUCAGAGCAAAAAUUGGGUCAGUCCACUUCAAGGAACGAGGAUCUAUACCAACCUUCACAAAUCAGAGACAGCGGUCUGGGUCAACUUCUUCUUCUGGAUCAUCAUUGGGGCGUUGGUGAUCGUCCAGAAGCGCCAGAGUUCGGGGGCGAAGCUUGUUCCCACGCCGGCCGGAUCCCUCUUCGGCGAGCCGGGGGCGACCGCCGCAGAGACGGAGCCGUUCUUCAACCGGCCCCCGCGGCCGCAGUAAUACCCGGUGACCGCUGGGAAAACUGGAGAUGUUUCUUAUUUUAUACUACGUACAUUUCAGGUUUUUCUGUAAUCAGCAGCGUACUUUAGUGACAGUAAUCACAGUUUGUGCUUUUGGCAUUGUAAUUCAAAGAUUUAAGAAUGUAACUAAAGCCAAUUUAGUUUAUUUGUUUGUAUUUUUUAAGUUGUUGAAUCAAAAACUUUGUUUUUCAGCCAAAAAUCGGGAAACCUUUAUUGCUGCAACUUAUUUUUCAUAAUCUUUACCUUCAAUUUUGUAAAAAAAAAAAAAAAAAAUCAACCAAGUUUUGUUUCAGUAACACUGAGAUAACUUAAGACUCUAGAUCUGAUACAGACCUUGUGUCCUUAUGUGAGUCAGAAAUGUUUUUUAUUCACCUAAAUCAAGUAUUAAAUAUCAAUAUAACCUCUGCAGCUUCAAAUGUGAAUGUUUGCAUUGAUAUUACUUGAUGUUUUUGUGUUAAAUCUGUAAAAGAAGCCCUUAUUUGAGAAGAAAUAUUGCUAAAUGUCUCCUCCUGCUGGCCAAUACUAAAGUCAUUUGUACUGGAA